ACGCGGCGGUUGCUGCGAGCGCCCAACUGCCCCGACUGUCGCGGUGAGGGCCCCAGGACAGAAGCAGACAGACAGGGCUCCUGCUGUCGAUUCCGAUCCAGCCAGAAUGCCUCCAACUCAGGCCGAAAGUGUUAUAAGGAGUAUUAUACGAGAAAUAGGACAAGAAUGUGCAGCCCAUGGAGAGAUUGUUUCUGAAACUCUGAUUGCUUUUAUGGUGAAAGCUGUUGUCUUGGACCCAAGUAAUGGCUUUAACAUGGAUAGAACCCUCAUGAAAAGUGAUGUGCAGAAUCUUGUUCAGCUUUGUAUGACUCGGCUAUUGGAUACUAAAAAUCCAUCCCUGGACACUAUUAAGAUGCAAGUCUACUUUGAUAUGAAUUAUACAAAUCGAGUGGAAUUUCUCGAAGAACAUCACCGGGUCCUAGAGUCUAGAUUAGGCUCUGUUACCAGAGAAAUUACAGAUAACAGAGCAUGUGCUAAAGAAGAAUUGGAAAGCCUCUACCGGAAGAUUAUCAGCUAUGUGUUACUCCGCUCUGGCCUUGGAUCCCCUACAGACAUCAAGACUGUCAGAGAGGUAACAGCUGCUCUACAGAGUGUUUUUCCUCAGGCUGAGCUUGGGACGUUUCUAACUCUUUCUAAGAAGGACAAAGAACGCCAGCUGAAAGAACUCACCAUGAUUGUUACUGGAAUUCGUUUAUUUAACAGAGAUUGUGGAAAAGGAGGAGAAGGCGUUGAUGAUUUGCCAGCUGUUCUCCAUGUAGCAAUCCCAGCCACCAUGCAGCAUAUUGAUUACCAGCUUGAGACUGCCCGGAGCCAGGUAUACCGCUACACAGCCAUCCUUGAGAAGGCAGCCAACGACCCACUCAUGAGGGCUGAACUUCAGCCAUAUAUGUUAAAAGAAGCGCUAUAUAAUAUACGACAAUAUGAGGUCUUCCUUCAGAUCAUUUUGUCAGAUAUAAUUACUGGUGCUCAAGAAGUGGAAAUGAUGACAAAGCAGUUAGCAGCCCAUCUGGAACAACUAAAAAUGACCAUAAAAUCAAAGACAGCGGUCCCAACAUCACAAGUCUUUCCUAUCUUCAUUGCACUUUCUACUCUGUGGACCAGCUUGCAAGACGAAACUAUUGUGGUUGGUGUCCUCAGUAAUUUAUUCACUCACAUUCAGCCAUUCUUGGGUGCUCACGAACUAUACUUUCCUGAGAGAGUGAUGCAAUGUCAUCUUAAUGGAGCGACUGUGAAAACUGAUGUGUGUAGAAUGAAAGAACACAUGGAAGAUAGAGUAAAUGUGGCAGAUUUCAGAAAACUAGAAUGGCUUUUCCCAGAAACAACAGCAAAUUUUGAUAAACUGUUAAUUCAAUAUCGGGGAUUUUGUGCUUACACAUUUGCUGCAACAGAUGGUCUUCUCCUUCCAGGAAAUCCAGCAAUUGGAAUUUUAAAAUAUAAAGAAAAAUAUUACACAUUCAAUAGUAAAGAUGCUGCAUAUUCAUUUGCAGAAAAUCCUGAACAUUAUAUUGAUAUAGUUAGAGAAAAGGCCAAAAAAAAUGCAGAGUUAAUUCAGCUAUUGGAACUUCAUCAACAGUUUGAAACACUUAUUCCAUAUUCUCAGAUGAAAUCCAAAUUUUGGGGACUGGUGUUCGAGGCAUACAUGUCAUUUUAUCCUUCUAUUUCUACUAAUUCCCUCCAUGACCUCUCUGUCAGAAAAACUAUGAGAGAUGCUGACAAACAUUAUAUAAAACCAAUUACAAAAUGUGAAAGUAGCACACAGACGGAUACACACAUACUGCCACCAACAAUUGUGAGAUCAUAUGAGUGGAAUGAAUGGGAAUUAAGAAGAAAAGCUAUAAAAUUGGCUAAUUUGCGCCAGAAAGUUACUCACUCAGUACAAACUGAUCUUAGUCACUUGAGAAGAGAAAAUUGUUCCCAAGUGUACCCUCCAAAGGACACUAGCACCCAGUCCAUGAGGGAAGACAGCACUGGGGUGCCCAGGCCUCAGAUUUACUUGGCUGGUCUUCGUGGAGGAAAGAGCAGAAUCACCGAUGAGGUCAAGGUGAACUUAACUAGAGAUGUGGAUGAAACCUAAUUACAGACAACAUUUUAAAAUAGAUGCUACUCAAUUAUGAACAAUAGCAAGUACUUAGAGGUAUAUUAACAUCUAUAUACAAAUAUAACAUCUAAUCUACAAAUUAAUUUUGUAGGGGUGGCACAUUCAUUGGUUGUGUGACUGUUUAUUGGGUUCCCAUAUUUUAUCAAACUGUUUUCUGUAACACAUUUUUCAUUCUGUUGAAAUUGAAAAAUAAAACUGUCCAUUUAUCUUUUA
This is a messenger RNA of Pongo pygmaeus (Bornean orangutan), 2311 nucleotides long. RefSeq names its product cilia and flagella associated protein 206 (gene CFAP206). Bases 107 to 2074 code for a protein of 655 amino acids. The record is from RefSeq and is a predicted model, not a curated record. NCBI's taxonomy places the organism in Eukaryota, Metazoa, Chordata, Mammalia, Primates, Hominidae. Gene Ontology annotation, biological process: regulation of cilium beat frequency; sperm axoneme assembly; regulation of flagellated sperm motility. Gene Ontology annotation, cellular component: axoneme; ciliary basal body. The transcript is spliced from 14 exons.